Molecule: messenger RNA, 2304 nt
Organism: Histoplasma mississippiense
Lineage: Eukaryota; Fungi; Ascomycota; Eurotiomycetes; Onygenales; Ajellomycetaceae
Exons: 5
Coding region: 1-2304 (767 amino acids)
Source: RefSeq, a predicted model, not a curated record
AUGGCCCGUCGACGGGACUCAGUAGUUCCGUCUCCAAUCGUCAGUGACGACAGUGACGAAUUUAUGAUGGACACCGACAGUGAUGUCGAUUCCGAUGCCAGCGGCGAAACAGACAUCACAACCCCCAUUCAUCAUGGUGACAGGAAGAAGGAGAAGGAGAAGGAGGAGGAGGAGGAGGAGGAGGAGGAGGAGGAGGAGGAGGAGGAAGAAGAGGAAGAGAAAGAAGAUGAGCAGCAGGAUAUCGAUGAUCUGGCGGAACUCUUGACAGAGAAUAAUCAUUCACCAGAGCAUUACCUUAACAUGAUGCAGACUAUAGACUUGUCUCGCACAGAGUGUGUCAACUAUGCUAUUGGGACGCUUGCUCUGCAGGAUCGUAUUAGACAGGAAUGGUUGAGUUAUUGCAAGUUUCUCAAGUCAGAUGCAAAGGCGAUGUAUCAACAGCUUGACUAUCGUGUUCUCUACACCUUCUUUGAUUGGAUGCUGAAUCAACGCCGGGGAAAGAACGGGAGACGCCGGCAAGGUAUAAAACGCAAGAGCGCCCUGAACACAUAUUGGAAGAACUUCCGUACCGUAUAUGAGCUGGAGAUGCAUGAAAAAAUCGACAAGGACACAUCUAGGCACAUAGUCAAAAUUGGUAUACCAGUUCUCGUGAAAAAAUAUCGACUCUCCAAUAAACCCCGGCCAAAGACCACUGUCUACCUUGAUGAUCUGAUCAGGGUCGUGGAGACGACUGUCACAACCACAAAAAAGAAGUUCGGUCACGGGCGGCUACGGAUUUCACUUAUUCUAUAUUUCCAGCUCGCCGGGUUCUCGGCCAAUCGACCACAAGCAUUGCUGAGUCUGUGCUAUCGACACAUCCAGGUAACACUAAUAAAAGACCCAGAAGGUGGGCCCAAUAAUAUCCUGAUCGAGUUUACCACCGAAUUCACCAAACAAUUUCUUGGAGAAAAGGAAGAGACCGAGUUCGUGAUACCGGAGAUCAUCUUCGAUCCAUCGCUCAUCCUCAGUCCCCAAGUUAUCCUUUUAGGCCUCCUGUUUGCUGAUGGUGCAUUCGCUCGCCUCGAUGGUGAGAGGAUCCUUACUUCAGCAUCGCAACUGCUUGAUCUAGAUAUCCCAGAAGAUACUUAUCAGCUUGAAUUCAACUUGGACCCAGGACUGAGCGACAUCCCGAUACUGCGGAGAUCUGAGCGGACGCUGGAUGGAAUCAGAAUAUCUGAUGUAGAGGCCCUCACCUACAAUAUUCUCUUACCCUGGAUCAAAUGUAUAGGAAAAAUAUCGACAAUACGCCAGAUCGUCCGCCCUUAUAGCUUGCGAUACGGUGCAGGGAAGGCCCUGGACAAUAGCGGGCACAUCAGUGAUGCGGUUCGAAGUUUGAUCUUCCAGCAUUCCGAUCCUAAAACGUUUCUUAAAUACUAUCUCCACCGAAAGGUGGACAAGGAUGUUCGUGCGGUCGUUCAAGGCCUAGAUCCGCAGAAACAAAUCAUACGUGCCGCAUGUCGAAUGAUCCGCACCGUCAACCAUAACCGACCGCAGGAGCUCACCACCGAAGAGUCAUCGUCGGUCAACCAACAACCUCACAUCAAGGAAUUGAUCGAGAAACGCGACCAUCUCAGUAAGCGUCUCGGACGUCCCAUUGCCAGACACAAGGGCACUGUCAAAUAUGAGCUUUACACCAGGGUCAGCCGUGAAUUGGCAGGUGCACGCCAGCGGGCUCGAGACAAGCUCCUACUCGAGAAACAGGAAAAGUUUGACUUUGAGGAGCCCCUGCGCGAGAUCAAGCGACAGCUGUCGGGCAUCAAGAUCUCAAGGAAGGUCGAAAAAUCUCUUGAUGCCAAUACGGCAGUGCCACCGGUACAUCGACGACUCAUAUCGGCGCUCCUUAGCCUACCCCGCGAGACCCUGCAAGAUGAAAUGCUUCGGCGUACUGAGGCGAUCGACGCUGUUAUAGACUACUGUCGCUUCGAGGAAGGGGAAACCUGCCGGCUGCCGCAUGACAAGCGCCCUGGUCCCAAAGUAUUCCAGGAGGUGAAGAUCGAGAUCCAUGUCCCACCACCGCCACCGCCACCACCAAGCGAGAGGGAUAUUGCCCUCAAGGCGGUGAUGGAGGACCAUCGACCGCUGUACUGCUUUAUCUGUCUGGACAAAUUCACUACACAUGGGGGAGUGUCCAAACAUAUCAGAAGAAAGCACCUUCAACAUAUCAAACCUGAUGACACGAUAUCCUGCAGGCGGUGUGAUAUUACCCUAGACCACAAAAUGCACCUUCAGAGUCAUGCGUUCUCCGUUCAUCAGACCGUUACCUAA